GAGGGAAAUGGAGAGACCAGCUGGUAAGAGGGAUGGCAGCAGGGAGGCUGGGAGAACAGAAACUGAGCCAAACGCCAUCAGCAAAGAGGGAGAAGGAUCCGAUACUCCUGCAUCUCUUGCCUCACUCUGCCUCGCUUGGCUGAGCAGAGCUGAUCUAAGCAGAGCACCAGAUGAUGACGACUACGACGACAACGAAGCAAAACAGUAAAGCGGAGGACGUGACACUCUGCCAGCAUCAGCAGCACAGAGGCAAAGCUGCCCAAUCAUCAGCUGACAUGGCCAUGACUUCAGCAGCCAAUGAGCUGUCAGCAAGCUCCUCCCCAGCACAACCACUCAGAUGCAGAGACAGCACAAGCCUGGCUCGGAUCUCUUAUUAAUGAAUGGAGCGGCUCCGGGGCUGCAUCACUGCACAUCUCCGCUCUGUCUGCUCCGCGCGCUCGGGCUGCUCUGACACAGGAAGACGGAGGAAAAACAACAACAGUGACCAGGACGACAUCAGCACAGGAAGAGCUUAACCUUGGCCAUGAAGCGACGACAAAGAAUCACAGACUCCCACGAUGGGGUCACAGCCGGGAACAUGGCAGCAGCUAUUCAGAACAUCGACCCACAUCCAGAUAUCCAGCCACCGGGUUCGCCGUCUCCAUCAUCAUCGUCCUCUCCCCCUCUUCCUGCACUGGCCUUGCCACCUUCUACAUCCGCCUCUGCUCUGCUGGCACUGGCCUCUCCGGCCACCAGGCGCUCCAUUUCCAUGGGGGACUUCCGGAGGGUGACGGGGGCCCUUCUGGCCGGUUCUGACCCCCCAUCCACCUCAGCCACGGCCCCCUCCUCCAAGCUUGUCACCCCCAGCUCCAGCAUGGAGUUUGCGGCGGCUCGGCGGCGACUCCUUGAGGUGGAGGAGCGUCAGCGGGUCAUCAGAGAGAUGGAGCGGCGGCUGGAGGAGCUCAGGGAGGUGUUUGUGCGCUCGGAACAGGAGGUGGUGGUCCAUGGGGAGCUGGUGUCCAGGAUAUCUGGUGCAGCCCAGCAGGGCGAGCUGCACGUGGCUGAGAACAGCCAACGGCUGAAGAAAGGCCUGAGGUUCAAGAAACACCGCCCCGCCAUCGUCUUCUCCUCCAUGCUUGGACUCCGCACGUGCCUCCCCUGGCCUGUGAAGCUCAAAUAGGACAAUGCCACUUGAAUUUCCACUUUUGCUUUUGAAAUGUGCUUUACAUAAACAGGAGGAUAGACUCUUUAGGUAUUACACAUGUACACGGCUGCUCUACAGUUUCCACCUCUCUGCUAUUAUAUCCUGAGGCUGGUCCUCCAGGUCUUUAGAGUGCCUACGAUAAUCUCAAAUGCUAGUAUGGAGCUUCCUGUUCGGUGCGUUUCUGAGGAAAUUCUCUGGCUGGCAAACCAGUGAAACCGGUACCAGUGCAAUGUGUACAGCAUGCCAUAAUUCUUUUAUCAUUUUCCACAAAUGUUUUGCUGCUUGCAGUGGUGUUGGAGGGAUAGUACAUUGAUGUCGAUGCCAUGGUGCAUGGAUGAGUCAUUUUCAGGUGCAGACUGGCCUGUGAGGUAACAGGAGCUUUGCUGUACAUCUAACUGCAUGCAGCAAAGGACAAAAAGCCAGUGCGGGCGUUCAACCUUUUCAACAGAGGAGAAGAAAAACGGAGAGAGGGAAAGAAAAAGAGAAGAGAAUGAGGAAAGCCUUGAACCAAUUCAAAGGACAGUGAGUGAGGACCAGAAGUGAAGCUAUGGUGGGAAUCGCUGCAUUGUUAUAAAACCAAGGACGCAGCAAAGAGGUAGGGAAGGGUAAGAGAGGAGGUCCAGAAGGGAGAAAAUGCACAAAGUAGUGAGUACUUCAGAGGGAUGAGACGUUUCCAUUCAACGUGCCUUGGCUCGUCCACUACCACGGCCCCUGUUUUCGGCAACAGGGAAAAAACAAGAGGCCAGGAGAGGAGUUCACCCGGGGACGAUUCCACCUGUGGCCUCUUUUCAUCCGGUCACCUAGCAACCACUCGUCUCCCGAUCCUAAAUCCGCUUCACACAAACCCAACAAAAUGUAUCCAGCAGAGCACUGUAACUACAACACCACUCGACAGCUGUAGACGCCCCCUGAGGGGAUUCAGGAACUGAAAUAUUACUGAUGCAUUACUUGUUGAACCUUCUCUUUUGUUUUAAUGAUUAGGGGUUGCACUGAAUUUAAGCCACGCAUAGACUAGCAUGGACAGCUAAGGUCGGCCAUCACUGUUUUCUGAUUGUGUCUUGUUGUUGAGUGUAACAAUGGCAAGUGAUUUAGAUUUGCAGUUUUUGACCCUCUGAAGUCACCGUGUGAAUGUGUAUCCUCGUGUCAUUGGUAUCAUGUCAUUCUAAACAGCUUUUGGGGUUUUUGUUUUGGAAGUUAGACAAUAUGUCUUCAUUCACGGUUGGUAUGUCAUAGGCAAGUUUGUUUGGUUAAUUUAAUAGAUUGGUUGAUAGUUAUGUUGCAAGUGUUGCACAGAAUUGUCUUCGUCCCAAGUGCAGUUGGAUGACCUAAUUUCUACAUAUAGAUCACUCUCAUUUUUUUGGGCCUAAUUCUUCUUUUUCUUCCAACCGUUUCUCUCGUGUUAGGAUUAGGGGAUGAGUAAGUAUCUCUCGUAUUCAUCUAAUCCACCGAUCCCUUGCUUCAGCCUGUGUGUUUUGUGUAUGUGUGUGUAGGCAGCACGGCCAGUUCACCAGAGAUAUCUAUUUUUGGCAUACAAGGGUUAUUGCAGAGAGGCAGGUAUUCAAUCUUCGUGCAGCGUUUGAAAACACUGUAUAGCGAUGUGAGUGCAUCUCAGCAUCCAUCUAUGUGUGCUACUUUCCGAAAACAAUGAAAGGGGAUUUCUGCGAGUGCAGAAUCCCAGAUUGUGCUUUGUUGGCUCUCCUAUAAAUUUCCACUGGAAGAACAAAGGAAAUGUUUACGAGAGAGGCGCAUGCUUUGACCGUAUAAUUGCUCACUUUAGGUUUCCGUUGAAUCAUCCCGCGCACUUAGAUAUUCCAGUUUUAAUGGCUCCCUAGAUGCAAAGAUGGGCAUGAUGGGGAUAUGUUACUGCGUCGUUUGAGGUGCAUCAGCGAUGUCUCUUUGUUUCUGUAAAACCAAGAAUGGAAAAGAAAUCUAAUUAGAACGAGGCCACAGGCUUUGGUUAUUUUCUAAUUUGACUAUAAGGGGUUAAAUUGUCAGUAUGUGUAAGUUUAGUGGGAGAACUGUUAAAGGGGCACUCCACCGAUUCUUUUCACAGAACCCAGUGGAAAUAUUAAAUCAUAAUAAUAAUAAGGGUCAUGUCAGCUGGAGGUCAAGGCUUGGCAUUUCAGAACUGCAUUUUAAGAUGGUAUUUAGUUGAUUCAUGUGACAUUUAUAUUCCUUGACUGAGAAAAAAAAGGCCAAAAUAUCAACAAUCAUUUUCUGAUCUUCUCCCUGCUUUUUUUGAAGGUGCAGAACUAAAUCACUGGCAUUCCCCUUUAAGCACAGACGUUGUUAGAGAUCCAGUGUUACUGCUGACGUUCUCACCUCUCAUAUUUGUGAUUGUCAUGGUGACUUUAUCAUUGAAUGUUGACUCACUAUAAGCAUUCCACACGGCCAAGGGAACGACAGCUUUCUGUUUUUUGAGCACAUCUGUACCAAACAUUAUAAGAUGGUCUAGUAGGCCUUAAACAUGUAUUUCACGGUCCUAAGUGUACAGCUAGAAUUACAACUGAAUAUACAGCUGGCCUAUAUAUUGCUUUUUAUUAUGCCUUAUGCAAUGUUUGUCUAUCUAUAAACCAGUGAUGAGGGUGAUGGUGAACUGGUGAACUCAUGACCAUCAAAGGGACAAACAAAAAAAACGUCAUGCACUGUUUUUCUAUGAAUGAAAAAGAAAACUACAUUUCCCAAAGAUCUCUGGGCCCACUUGCAGAAUGAAUGUAAAGUUACUCAAGUGUUUCAGUUUUUUUCCUUCAAGACUAAAUAUCUAGUAUAACGAAUCACAAUCGUAUGAACCCGUGGUUGGUAACAAAUGGAAUAGUAUUGUAUUUAAGGUAAGAUGGUUAGAGGGCUGGGAUCACUGAUACACACGCUGGCCAACCACGGGUCCAACUCCACCUUUGUGAUGUGUAUCUAUCCCUUUUGAAUGUUUUGAUAUUUUGUGUUUCUGUGAUCUGUGGUACGUUUUGCAUUUAUGUUCUGGUGUACUAAGCACAGGACUUUUCCCUUUUAUUCACAGUAUAGUGAUAUUCUACUUGAGGAUGAAUGUUAAUUAAAAUUUUACUCAAAAAAAUCUUUAUAUGCUUAACAGUAACAGCAGGUUCGGAGUCAAUUUCUUUUAAAAUUCCAACUGAUUACCCUAUUUGCCUCAUCACAGCCUUAAUAUCACAUCAUUUUUUGCGAUUAAUGCUUAUGAGGCCCCAUUCACAGGAAAGAAAAUUCACUUUCCAAAUUAAAUUUAAAAUCAGCUGGAUGUGAAGUUAAUUGCCCCCAAACCUUUCUGAUAAAUAUUAGCACAGUGUCUGUAAAGGCUUUUGCUUUCUGCAGUGAAAGAAUGUAUGUUCUGCUUUAUUUCAUGCUUAAAUUUGUGACCACUUAACUGAUUUUCUUGAUAUUAUCAUUUCUAUGAGCACAGAGCUACAAUGUACAACACUAGUAUACAUGAGAAGAUUGAUUUCAUUUGACGUAUCAUCAGGUUUUGUAAUAGAGGCUGAAUUAUUUGAAUAAAAUGUUGCAGAGAA
Messenger RNA from Scophthalmus maximus (turbot), 4698 nucleotides. Its product is annotated as TMF-regulated nuclear protein 1-like. Gene Ontology annotation, molecular function: DNA binding. Gene Ontology annotation, cellular component: nucleus. The transcript has a single exon. Gene Ontology annotation, biological process: regulation of cell population proliferation. NCBI's taxonomy places the organism in Eukaryota, Metazoa, Chordata, Actinopteri, Pleuronectiformes, Scophthalmidae. The record is from RefSeq and is a predicted model, not a curated record. The coding region runs from base 524 to 1159 and encodes 211 amino acids.